AUGCAUAGAUGGUAUGGAGCAAAUGAAUUUGCUUCAGCGAAUCCGACCCUUAAUAAAGAGAACUUCAAUGGAUGGAGAGAUUUUAAGUGAACAGAAGAUAGAGAGUUUUCUAUUGUUUGUAUUUUUUCCCUACUAUUUACAAUAAAUUGUCUAUAUCUUCUCAAUUUAUUUUAUACUCCAUUUAUUUUUAUAAUUUAUAAUCCCAAGCACUAA
Molecule: messenger RNA, 213 nt
Organism: Blepharisma stoltei
Lineage: Eukaryota; Ciliophora; Heterotrichea; Heterotrichida; Blepharismidae
Source: the annotation of a GenBank genome assembly